GUUGAUAAAAUCAAACACACUCCUAUUUGGAUUCUGCAGCCGUGACAAGUUUGUUCCUCGUGAUAGCUUGUUUUAUUGCUUCAGCUAAAAAUGCGAAACUGGGCAAACCAAGACGUCACAAAGAUGGAUAAAUGAGAGUACUUCAUUCAACUUCAUGGUGGUUUAAACCCACUCUACCCGGAUGAAAUGUCUUCCAGAAAGCGCAAGAAAUACUCUAAGGAUAUAAAGUGUGUUUUCUUUCCUGAUGACGUCAAGAGCAGCGUUCAAAACGUGGGAAGAGAGACAUCAGCUCUUUCAUCCGCAUCUUCAGCCAAGAGCUGGGAGAAGUGUGGAGACAGCUUUUUAGGAACGCCAGUGAUAAAGAACCGUGAGUCAUUAGGACGGAAACCAUCUGUCAUAAGAAAGUUGGCACCGGCCUCUGCUUCAGUGCGCACCAGUGCUGCUAACACUAACGAGGAUCAACUGCAUAUUGCAUGGAGCUCCAGUGACAGUGAACAGUCUGACAAUGAGACUGAGGUGCAGCGUGUGUCCAGAGCUGUGGCUCCGUGGCAGCAGUGUCUUCAGAGACCAGCGAGACCUAUUCAGUCCUACAGCAGAGCACUACGCAUGCUCAGCUCUGAUAAAGAUGAUCUUCCUGUUAUAGACACAGACAGUGACUUCAGUGAAUCUGAGGAAGAUGCUGAGCAGGCCAGUGAGGAGCAGAUCUCUGAUUGUGAGUCAGAGUCCUCAGAUGAAAAGCCAAAGUUCUCCACCCAUAAACCUACAAAUGUCAGAGAACUAGAGGUCUCAGGCUACGUGUCGGAUAGAGAGGGUGCCAGUGGGACACUGGACUGUAAGAGCCUUGCGUCCCAAACUGGUGAGGGCAGCAGGAGGUCAGUCAGUGACUGGGUCAAGUUCGCCCAGGCGAUGCUGCAGACGCCUCAGAAAUCACUCGACAGGCAGAUCAAGACUCCAAAGGAUUCUGCCAAAAAGAAGAGGAAAUUUCAAAGUGGAGGUCUGGCGGAGAGGCUGAAUCGGCUGCAGUGCAGACAGAGGUCAGCUGUUAGCUUCUGGAGGCACCAGUCCAUCGCGGACCCCUCGGCAACAACGUCAGUGGACAGGCCUGGGGUGCUGGUGCUGGAGGUGCUGGAGGUCCAGGAGGAGUGCGGCAUGCAACUGGUGCACUGUGAGCUCCACCAGCUGCCUGCCGAGGGACAAGCUGUCUCCCAGGAGAGCGCUCGUGUGCUAGUGUUGUUCUGCAGAGAGACUGCAGCCCAGCUGAUUCCUGCACCCAGAGACAUCAUCCACAUAUACCCACCGUGGCAAAGUCUUACUAUACAUGGCUUCAGCUGUGAUAUCAUUCUGAACACACACUUCAGCCAGAAGGUUUUCUCUGCCUGCAAACCUGCCAGCCUGUCCGUUGCGCGAGGCCUGCUCUCAUCUGGGCGGCGCACGCCGUAUUAUUUGGGCAAAGGAUUUGAGCUGGAGGCAUGCAGGACCACAGAUAAGGUGGUUCUGUCCACUGUUCCUUGCAGCUCCGGGGCUUCGACAGGACACGUCUCUCUUCUGGACGCUAUCGAGGGCCUGGGCCAGGCAGGCGCUGUGGGACAGGACGUGGAGGUUGUGGUCCAGAGAGUUUAUUCCAUCCCUGUGCCUGACUGCUCUCCUGUGUCCGUCCUCAAGCCCAGAGCUCCCCUCCGGCCCUUUGCAGACCCCUGUCGUCCCGCAGAGAAAGGGAAAGUCAGACUCUGUGUUCUGGUCCAGGACGGUUACGGGACGUUCAGCGUGGUCCAGCUCCACCGCCUGCCCUGCGAGGAUGACCUCCCCCAGUACUGCAAGAUGUGGCAGGGGAAGACCUGUCUGCUCAGAGGCAUUAAAGUGGUUCAGCGGGUUACUCGAGAAAGGUGCACCAGGCUUUUCAGCUUGAUAGACAGUCUGUGGCCGCCAGUGGUUCCUCUCCAAGAUCCUGCCAACACAUCUGUCACGUUCAGCCCAUAUUGCUGCAAUAAACCGAGCCUCGAUGCUUCACAGGAGAGCAGAGCCGCUGGUCCCGCUCCAAGUUUCUGCUACCUGCUGUCAGGCGAGGAGACGUCGGUCCAACCCACCGAGGAGCCGGGCCUCUGCCCGCUCUACCUUCCCCCAGCCGCGCGAACCCUGCAAGAUGUGCUGCAGAGUGAGGAGAAAACCUGUCGCUGGAGUUUUGUUGCCACCGUCUUGUACAAGCGGAUGCAGAGGUGUGAUGUAGGCCGGGGUGAGGUGUGGUUGGCGCUGACAGACCCCAGUCUUCAGGAGGAGCACCUCGAGAGGCCGUGCAGGCGAACGGUGGCCCUGUGCGUGUGCGCUUCCUGUGCGCUCACUUCCUCUGUCCUCGAAGCACUGAAAUCCCCCGCUGCCUGCCGCAUGUCGUUCAGAGAUGCUGUCAAAGAACAUGGUGUCCUCCUGUGCGUGGAGCAGUCGGUACUCGAGGUGUGUUCAGUGCAUCCUGGUGACCACCUCCAGUCCACAAGCACAGCAGAGUCCCUUCCACAGACGCUGGCUGAGCCCCGGGCCCAGACCCUGCCUCAACCUGUACGACUGGAUCCCCUGAGUCUGGAUGCCACACCCAACUCCCUCUGCUCUCUCUCAGGGGUGAUUGUGGGUGUAGAUGAGAGCACGGCUUACUCCUGGCCCGCCUGCAGUCACUGCGGCAGCGAGAACCUGGAGAUCUUAGCUGGAAGUAAGAACUACUACUGUGCUGCUUGUAAGUCAGCGAUGGACAAACCAGACACAAAGAUGCAGCUUGACGUGUUUCUGAGUUGCCCUACAUUAAGUAAUUGCACUUUAAAAGUUAAGCUGCUGCAGAGGACCAUCGCGUCUGUGCUGAACACAGCAGUGGCGGUGGCGCCGGACGGGGACGAGUUCCCCGGUUACGAUGUGGAGAAUGUCCUGGGAAAAGAGGUGGGCCCCCUCGCCGCUUACGUCCGAGUCGUCACCAGGAAACCUGCCCUCUGGAUCGGCCUGGAAGAGAUUUGCCUGUGAAUGCUCGCUGGGCGAUAUCAAUCCUCGGGCUUCAGCAGGCUCCAAGUACUGCACACUGGACCUUGGCGUGGGCCGGUUCAGCCCCCCCCCCCUCCGAAGGCCUCUCUGACAGCUUGAGGCCGCGCUGAAGCCGACCGGCUGCGAGAAGACAAGGUCUUGUUUGUGUUAAUGAUAUGUGAUCCCGUGGACCAGGAGUUGACAGCCCAAGGGUAGAGCAGUGGCAUGCAACCUGUCAGAGCAGCCAACGUGGUUCAUCAGCUGGAAUGUGACUUUUCGAAGUCAUCUACCUCCUAAAGCUUAAAAUACUGACUGUGUCAAUAAAGCUGGCGUUUUGCUGACUUGC
This is a messenger RNA of Betta splendens (Siamese fighting fish), 3340 nucleotides long. It is a transcript of the gene spidr, whose product is annotated as scaffold protein involved in DNA repair. Gene Ontology annotation, cellular component: nucleoplasm; nuclear chromosome. Lineage: Eukaryota; Metazoa; Chordata; Actinopteri; Anabantiformes; Osphronemidae. The record is from RefSeq and is a predicted model, not a curated record. The transcript has 20 exons. Gene Ontology annotation, biological process: double-strand break repair via homologous recombination; regulation of establishment of protein localization to chromosome. Bases 187 to 2997 code for a protein of 936 amino acids.